Molecule: messenger RNA, 6299 nt
Organism: Oncorhynchus tshawytscha (Chinook salmon)
Lineage: Eukaryota; Metazoa; Chordata; Actinopteri; Salmoniformes; Salmonidae
Gene: tmtc2b
Product: transmembrane O-mannosyltransferase targeting cadherins 2b
Exons: 12
Coding region: 656-3193 (845 amino acids)
Biological process (GO): protein O-linked glycosylation via mannose
Cellular component (GO): endoplasmic reticulum membrane
Molecular function (GO): mannosyltransferase activity; protein binding
Source: RefSeq, a predicted model, not a curated record
UUAAAUCCAGAUUAUGGCACUAUGUUGUAUAGGCCUAUACAAAGAGCUCUCCCGAGGGGAACAAUUGGAAAACACUGGUGGGACUGGUGUCACUGCUCCACCGAGAUUGACAUAUUUACACUCAUCAGGGGCUAUAUACUGUAAUUAUGGCUAGAUUACCUAUAGAAAGGCAAUGUGGAUACAGGAAUUGGCAGCAGUUGGCAAUAAAGAGAUGUCCCAUCAUGCAGCGCUAGCCUAAUCCUCAAAUCAUCAGCAUCAUUUUCUUCUCUUCACUGCGAGGAGGAGGGACAUCGCACAUGCGCAGAAGAUCCUUUAAACCACACGCGGCUCAAUCACGACGUUUAUCCACCGGACCACUAUGAAUCACACGAGCAGUCUUGUAGGAAAGGCGUGCAAAUGCAGUAAGAGACACUGUAAAUGCUGGCUGUUUGCUCUAUUUCGUUUUGGAUCAUAGCUGUCCUCCUCUAGCUCAAAAUGGGUUAGAGGGAGGAUGCCUGCCUGGAUUAUCCACUUUCAACACUUUGCGAGGAUGUGGAAUUGGAAUAUCUGUUUUUGCAGAGGCAUCUUGACAAAGACGGAGAGAGAUAAUAUAGAUAGCAUUUGAAAUAUAUCUCCACUGUUCUUCGUUUUCUUUCCUUGUUUAUUUUUUUGAGAAAUGAUUGCAGAAUUCGUUUGCAGCGCCGUGGCUUUGGUCCUCUAUGUCAACACUCUGGGCGCCGAUUUCUGCUACGAUGACAGCCGUGCGAUCAAAACCAACCAGGAUCUGCUACCAGAGACUCCGUGGAUCAACAUCUUCUACGAUGACUUCUGGGGCACCCUGCUCACCCACAGCGGCAGCCACAAGUCCUACCGGCCCCUGUGUACCCUCUCCUUCCGCCUCAACCAUGCCCUGGGUGGCCUGGAGCCCUGGGGCUACCACCUGGUCAACGUGGGCCUCCAUGGAGCCGUCACGGCCCUCUUCACCUGGCUGGCCCGCUUGCUGCUAGGAGAGGGCCUGUGGAGCCUCCUGGCUGGGUUAUUGUUCGCCUCGCAUCCCAUCCACACAGAGGCGGUGGCGGGCGUGGUAGGCCGUGCCGACGUGGGCGCCGCCCUCUUCUUCUUGCUGUCUCUGCUGUGCUACGUGCGUCACUGUGCCCUGCGAGGGGGCCCUGCGGGGCCCUGCAGGCUGGGGGCCUGGCUCCUGGGCAGCCUGGGUUGUGCUGCCUGCAGCAUGCUGUGGAAAGAGCAGGGGGUGACGGUAUUGGCCGUGUCGGCACUCUAUGACGUCUGUGUGUUCCACCGGCUCAAGUUGCGUCAGGUCAUCAUGCUCUUCUACAAGAGGAGGAACGUCCACCUGCUGUUGAGUGUGUUGCUGUUGGCUGCCUGGGGGGCUGUUCUGCUGGUCUGCCGCCUUUACUGGAUGGGUAACAAACCACCCAACUUCUCCAACUCAGACAACCCAGCGGGGGACUCCCCGUCCCUUCUCACCCGAGCACUUACCUUCCUCUACCUGCCCGCUGUCAACAUGUGGCUCCUCCUCUGCCCGGACACGCUGAGCUUCGAUUGGUCCAUGGACGCCUUGCCUCUGAUCAGAGGCAUUGUCGAAUGGAGGAACCUUCAUACUGUGGCCUUCUAUGUGGGACUGCUCCUCCUGACUUGGUUUGGGCUUUGCACCCGCCGGGUCAAGGGCAAGGAAACCAACGGAAAAACCCAUCAUGUAACCAACGGCAACGGGAAGUCCAACACCAAUGGACACAGCUAUUACCACCCUGACCUUCCCGACCACACAAACUCUGAAACAGAGCCUCACCCUGCCAGUGCACAAAACGGUACCAAAAAGCAUUACGUCACGAGGACUCGACUGCCCACCACUGAGAAUGUAGUGGCGUUCUCCUUGGGCCUACUGGCCAUCCCUUUCCUCCCUGCCACCAACCUGUUCUUCUACGUGGGCUUUGUGAUAGCAGAGAGAGUACUGUACAUCCCCAGUAUGGGUUUCUGUCUGCUGCUGGCGGUGGGGCUGAGGUCCCUGUACGUGCGGCUGAGGCGGAGGUCGUCCAGGACUGUGGUGGUGUACUGUAGCGCUGCCAUGGUCCUGCUGUUUGGGGUUAAAACGGUGCUGAGGAACCAGGACUGGCAGAACGAGGAGAUGCUCUACAAGUCAGGAAUAUACGUGAAUCCUGCUAAAGCAUGGGGCAAUCUUGGAAACGUCCUAAAGAACCAGGGCAAGAUGGCGGAGGCGGAGCAGGCGUACAGGAACGCCCUCUACUACCGCCGGAACAUGGCAGACAUGCUGUAUAACCUCGGUUUGCUGCUACAAGAAAACAACAAGUUCUCUGAGGCGCUCCACUACUAUAAACUGGCCAUUGGGAGCAGGCCAACUCUGGCUUCAGCCUACUUGAACACAGGGAUCGUCCUGAUGAACCAGGGGAGACUGGAUGAAGCCAAGAGGACCUUCCUGACCUGCGCCGAUAUCCCCGACGAGAACCUGAAAGACCCCCACGCCCACAAGAGCUCCGUUACCAGCUGCCUAUACAACCUGGGCAAGCUGCUCCAUGAGCAGGGGCACCAGGAGGAGGCCCUCACGGUGUAUAAAGAAGCAAUACGGAAAAUGCCAAGACAAUUUGCACCUCAGAGCCUUUAUAACAUGAUGGGAGAGGCCUACAUGAGACUGAACAAGCUGACCGAUGCCGAGCACUGGUACAAAGAGUCCCUGAGAGCCAAGCCAGACCACAUCCCAGCACACCUGACCUACGGCAAACUCCUCGCCCUCACGGGUCAGAAGACCGGAGCAGAGAGGUACUUUCUGAAGGCCAUCCAACUAGACCCCACUAAAGGAAAUUGCUAUAUGCACUAUGGUCAGUUUUUGUUGGAGGAGUCUCGUCUUCUGGAAGCGGCUGAGAUGGCUGAGAAGGCGGCGCGUCUGGACAGCGGGGAGUUUGAUGUUGUCUUCAGUGCAGCCCACAUGCUCAGACAAGCCAGUCUCAACGACGCAGCCGAGAAGUAUUAUGGACAGGCAGCCAGCAUAAGACCUAACUAUCCAGCAGCCCUGAUGAACCUGGGGGCCAUUCUCCAUCUCAACGGGAAGCUGCAGGAGGCGGAGACCAACUACCUGCGAGCGUUGCAGCUGAAGCCAGACGACACCAUCACCCAGUCUAAUCUGCGUAAACUGUGGAACAUAAUGGAGAAACAGGGCCUGAGGACAAUGGGGCCGUGAGUUAACUCACCAGCCAGUCAGCCAUCUGUGCAGCAGGCCUGGGGAAGAAGUGGGCCGCUGCUCCCUUGGAGGAGAAACUGGGGUAGUGAGGAUGGAGGAGGACAGCAGAAAAAGGCACAAGACUGCAGAACGCUCCUUGUGACUCUUCACUACUCCUCAGGCCAGGAGUAGCUUCCCUGGGAGGGUGUCCGUUGUGAGGAGCACUACCUUUGAAUAAUGUCUUCCUGGAACUUUGUCCAAAAUGUGUGCUCUCCCAGGGUCUGUGAAUCUCUACCAGAGCACUUAAUUUGAAGUGGGCCAUAGGUUCAUACUUGAAGUCUUGUGAUUAAUUAGGAAUUUAAUUAGUUAUAGAUGCUUAUAGGAUCAUGUAGGACAACGUUUGUCCUGGGGCAGAGUCCCAAGGCGCUGCCCUCCGAAGCAGGAACACUGCAGUAGAAGUUACGCUUUUUUUCUCACCGCCGAAUUAAGUUUCUGGUCUAAUGAAAGUUGUGUUCAUUGGCUUCUGUGCACAUCAGUGAAACUCAUGGCAUGAUAUAGGAGAUAACAGCUUUAACGAUACAUUCUCAAAUUGAACUCAACUAGUGGUGACCAGGACUGACAUUCAUUGUGAUUGUUUAUGAGAUUUCACUGAUUUAACACGUUGGACAUUGAGACCUACAGCUCCUGCAAAGAGAUGUAGCAGAUUGUUGAGCAUCGUUGAGUGAUUCAAAAAAGUAACCCACUGAUCGAUAUCGUCUUAUAAAUAACACUUCCACAAGAGAAAACAGAUACCGUAUAAAUGGAACAUGUGCUCUCAGGGUACAGUCAAGGAGCGCUCUGAGGAUUUCCCACCCUGAAACAUAUGAAUCCAGAGAAUAUAAUUUGCCAAAAGACACAGUGUUAGUUGUGAGAGAAAAUACCAAUAAGAUAGUUUGAAGGAAAGGUGAAAUGAAUUUGAGCUGGAGUUUCUGUCAUUAUUUGCUAACUCUAUCAUGCCUUACUAUGUGAAGGCGCAAAACUAUUCCAUGUAAAUGUAGCAGUGAAUUUCAAAUUGCUUCUCUAGGCUUGUUGUUUCAUAGAGUGACAUAACAUGGCUCCUGUGUAGGUCAGAGCCAUAUAUUAAGAUGAGUAUAUGGCUCCUGUGUAGGUCAGAGCCAUAUAUUAAGAUGAGUAUACGGCUCCUGUGUAGGUCAGAGCCAUAUAUUAAGAUGAGUAUAUGGCUCCUGUGUAGGUCAGAGCCAUAUAUUAAGAUGAGUAUAUGGCUCCUGUGUAGGUCAGAGCCAUAUAUUAAGAUUAGGAUAUGACUCUGGUGUAGGUCAGAGCCAUAUAUUAAGAUUAGGAUAUGACUCUGGUGUAGGUCAGAGCCAUAUAUUAAGAUUAGGAUAUGACUCUGGUGUAGGCUACUAAUGUCUCCUUGGAUAAUUUACUUCGAGGAAGGUAGCUAAUGUGUUUUGAAAGGAAAUGGCAAAUUACCUUCCCAUGGUACUUAACAUUAGCCCCCCCCCCCAUCAGCUGACAUGCUAGUUGGAGGUUUGGACAGCAGCAGAGAACUGAAGGCUUCCCCUCCCUUCGCAAUACAAGACAUGAUAAGAGGACAGUUGGAAGUCAUCGUUGAUGUCUGAAAUCUUAUAACCAAGUAGCCGUCAAACCGAUGCACUCCAUUACAUAACAAUGCACAGUCAUAGUUUGUCUAAGGGAAUCUUUUAAUGCAAUAUUGCUUUGUUUGAAAAUGUUCCUUUUCUUUUACUUGUAUGUAUAUAUGGAUUUGAAUAUAUACAGUAAAAACCUACAUACAGUAUAAUAGACAAUAGUCUGACUUGCAAGGGAAGGUCAGUGCCCACCCAGCAAGUUCAGUAUGUGUAAGAUAUUAAUAAUUUUUCCUAGCAUCAAAACAUCAUGUUCUCUCACUCUUUUCAGUCUUACAUGUCAAUAUUGUAUAUAUUCUGUGUAAUUUACAUCUACUUGGUUGUUGUCAUAAAACAUUUUUUACCACCGUUUAUUAACUGUAUCUCCAACUUGGAAGAAACUUUAUUUUGGAGAAACAGAUAAUCCCGCUAUGACAUUUAUGUUUAUUGUAAAGAAGCCCACAGCCACCGGGCGGUUGAAUAUUUGUAAGUUAUUUCUUUGUGUUAUCUUGGCAUAUAAACCAGCUGGUACUGUGUUACAUUUCCAAGUGUAUGUUGAAGAUAAGAUUAGUAAGAUAAGAUAAGUAUUGAUCCAUUUCACUUUAUGAAAUGUGAUAUACCUGUACACGUUUGUCUAGAAGACUUUUCCUUGCGAUUCUGGCUGAAAAAAUACAACCAUUUGACUCCAAAAUUCAAACAGAAGCAUCUUAAUUUUGCUCAAAUAUUGCACUUGACACAAAGAAAACAAAGUUCAUGAUAAUUGAAAUGACUAGCAAAACGGCAAAAGUAUUUAAACAUUGCAUUUUCUUGUGCUGUCCACUUCCCUACACAGUGACCCCAUCCUCAGAGGUCAUAUCCAGUGCUUUAUGGAGUUAGUAGUAUGAUAGUUGCCUUGUUCUUUUUGAACAUUAAGCAUGUAUGAGCCCUGUUCCACUCUGUACGUAACCUCUGUUCUCAUGUCUGUCUGUCAGUCUUUUGAAAGCACAGCACGGCAGUCUGUCUGUCCGGCUGGAGCUCGAUAGCUCUACUGGUUCUUACUGUCGUAACGGUUGCGUUUGUCUCGACUGCAUCAACACUGUGGUGUAUUUUGCUAUGAUCACCAUGUCUAUCUGUCUGAUAUAAUGAAGUGUUGAGCUCGGUUAUCACCAUGAAGUAUUCUACCCUCACACCUUCUCCCCAACACCACCAUCCCCCAUCACAAGUUGUGCUAAUUUGUCUUGUGUAUAAAGUGUUGAUGAACAAACGAGUGUGUGUCUGAAGAUGGAAAUAAGUGUUUCAUUCUGUGUCUCUGCUCAGGGAUUUCAAGCGGUGGGUUGUAUUGCAGACUCAUGCUCACAGAGCACUCAGAGUUUCUAAAGUUAUAUUUUUGGAAAGUUGUAUUUGUAUAAAUUAUCAAGAUUUGUAGCCUUUGCUUUUUUGUAAUAUAAAAAAAAACGUGCCAGAAUAGACUUUCCCAAUGUUUCUUUUUUUUCCACAAUAAAAUAAUGGUGUUCUGCUUUCAU